CAAAGGCGCUUUGUUCUUAUUAACCAUUCUCAAUUAGAGAUGUUGGAAGUCUAUCAUGGCCGAGCGAUAAACCUCUCCGGAAACGGUGAUCGAUUGCCAUUUCAUGGCGCAUUUCUUUUUCAUGAAAUGCGGGUGCGUGGUCACUGGCCACAACGCCGGGAUCGAGCUAUCCCUCUACCUGUCUCUGGGGUUCAUUGGAUCAAUGACGAUGGCGAUCGUGGUGUUAGUGGCAGUGGUCAUGGUGAUGGUGAUGCUCGCCGUGGUCGCCGUGGUCGUGGUCGUGGUCGUGGUCGUGGUGGCAAUGGCUACAAUCAAGGUCCAGGCAAUAAUGAAGCCGGUGGCGGACGACUUCUUCGUUCGGGCGGUCCUGUCGCUGGUUCCAGUGCAUCUGGAAAGGUGUUCAUUCCAACGAACCCGUUCACAAAUCCUUCCGCACUUCAAGCUCUGAAGGAGUCCUUUGCGAAACAACCCAAUUGGAAAGCAGCGGUUAGGGAGGGUACAACUUGGGAAGGUAAUGCCGAUGAGAAUGCUGCCAAGUGGCGGAAACUCAAUCGUAUUGAUACCUAA
Molecule: messenger RNA, 567 nt
Organism: Cantharellus anzutake
Lineage: Eukaryota; Fungi; Basidiomycota; Agaricomycetes; Cantharellales; Hydnaceae
Exons: 1
Source: RefSeq, a predicted model, not a curated record